Molecule: messenger RNA, 1297 nt
Organism: Pollicipes pollicipes
Lineage: Eukaryota; Metazoa; Arthropoda; Thecostraca; Pollicipedomorpha; Pollicipedidae
Product: DNA-directed RNA polymerase II subunit RPB1
Exons: 5
Coding region: 24-1025 (333 amino acids)
Source: RefSeq, a predicted model, not a curated record
AGUCGGACUCACAAGCGUCAAACAUGUUCACUAAGCUGUUUGUGGUGGGCCUUCUGGCCACGGCCUGCCUGGCCGCCGAGGAGAAGAAGGCGGCUGAGGACCUGAAGACGGACAGCUCGUCCACCAGCUUCUCCCACAGCAGCCUCGGCUCGGUGCACUCCGGAGUGUCCACGUACCACGCUCCUUCCACCACCUACGCCCCUGCCAGCUCCUACCACGCGGCGUCGGCUGGCUACGCCUCUGGCUCGUCCUACCACGCUCCGUCCCCCACUUACUCUUCCAGCUCGUCGUACCACGCUCCGUCUACUGGCUACUCGUCGGGCUCCUCGUACCACGCUCCGUCCCCCUCGUACUCUUCCAGCUCGUCAUACCACGCUCCGUCUACUGGCUACUCGUCGGGGUCCUCGUACCACGCUCCGUCCCCCACUUACUCGUCCAGCUCGUCCUACCACGCUCCGUCUACUGGCUACUCGUCGGGGUCCUCGUACCACGCUCCGUCCCCCUCUUACUCGUCAAGCUCCUCGUCCUACCGCGCUCCGUCUACUAGCUACUCGUCGGGCCCCUCGUACCACGCCGAGCCGGCCUACUCGCCAAGCUCCUCCUACCACGGCGCCGCCCCCAGCUACGCCCCCGUCUCGCCCUACCGCGGCCCGGCUAGCUACGCCUCGGAGGGGUACGCCGCGCCCCAUCAGAGCAGCUAUCGCCCGAGCUACCAGCCCGUGCAGACGUACCACCAGUCGGCCUACGCCCCGGCUCGCCCCAGCUACGGCUCCGGCUACGCCCCUGCCGCCGGCUACGGCUACGCCGCCGGCUACCAGGGCGUGACCUACGCCGGUCGCGACCAGGGUUACGGCCACGACAACGCGUACAGCCCCCGUCCGCACGCCGCAGGCUACUCGUACCAGCCCCGCGGCUACGGCUACCAGCAGAGCGGCUACGGCUACCAGCCGGCCGGCUACGACCGCACGCCUUACGGCGGACACGGAGACUACGCUGCCCCGGCCUACGAGCCCUCCCACUACUAAAGCGUUGACUGGCUCCCAGGGAACAGGCCUAGAUCUGUUGAAGAAGGUCUAGAUAAUGAAGACAUCGAUCCACUCUACCUUUCUCGGCUGCUAGAAACACUUUAUUUAUUACACUGCAUUGAAUACAGACAAUGCAUGCGUAUGAAUCAUGUUUCGCGCUGCUGAUGUCUGCUGCGGAGUGGCGGAGGAAUGUAGAGUGAUUUUUGUCACGUACCUGACUUCAGCGAGUGUGCCGAGUGAUUUGUGCGCCGUAAAUAAACUUUUGAUUUGUG